Messenger RNA from Cydia fagiglandana, 4807 nucleotides. RefSeq lists its product as uncharacterized. The coding region runs from base 2164 to 3435 and encodes 423 amino acids. The transcript has 2 exons. Gene Ontology annotation, molecular function: nucleic acid binding; zinc ion binding. NCBI's taxonomy places the organism in Eukaryota, Metazoa, Arthropoda, Insecta, Lepidoptera, Tortricidae. The record is from RefSeq and is a predicted model, not a curated record.
GGUAGCCACCCAGUGUUAUAAACGUCUGAAUGUUAUUGUAGAUAGAUACUUUAUAGGUUAGAAAAGUAGAUGUUUGUUUGGUAAGAAUUUGGUGGUUAAUAUACGUUCUACACAGGUAUUAGAGUAGAUAGGUCAAGGUCGGAGACCAGUAAUGUUGUUUUUAAUCUUCAUAUAUACGCUUUUGGCUAUAUUUAGAGGAUAAAACUUACCGGAAUGGUAGGCCAUCAAUCAUCUAUAAAUCGUCGCAUUUAGCGCAUCCAUUGUUCGUUCCUGCAUUGUGCUGGGACAUAAAUACCUUGUUUUCUUUGGAGUUUACACAUUUCACAAUUGAAAUACAUUUGUACAUGGUUACACUACAUAUAAAUAGCUUUGACUUGGUAAAGCGGGUUGAAUCGGUGUUGUUUAUUACUGUCGCAGUAAACAUUGACGUCUGUCAAUGACAGUUGGUUUGUUGUCUGUGGUUUUGCACAGACAAUCAGUCAUACAUAAAGAGUAUUUAUGAAUAAACAUUUAGUAUGUGUUCUUUUAUAUUUUGCAAUUCGUAGUUAUAAAUAAUGUCCUUAUUUUUAGCUUUCGAAAUUAGUAAUUCUUUUUAUUUUUGGUGACUUCGGUUUUCUGUAAAUUGGAUCCGGUCAGUUGCGAUGUCAUUGAAUGGGAGGUUUUCCAUUCACCACUUUGUCUGUGGCUUUGCUAUUUCAAUUUCGCUUCAUCACUACUAUCUUGCGUGACAAGAUGUAAGACGUAAUUUCGACAUCAGGUCGGCAAUUAAUUCAUGGGGUAUGUAUUUUAUUUAAAGAUUGUAUUUCCUAAAACUCGGUUAAAUUCGGUGUUCAAUGUUUUAAUCGUUGAUAUAUUUUGUUCCAGCUUGGCCCAAAAUAUGAUUAACCUAGCUUCCUAUGCGCCGGUAAUGGCGGCAUAACCUUUUCACCUCUUUCAAACCAACUUGGUGAGUUGUCCACACUUUCUAAAUAUACGGAAGGAAAGGCGAAGUUGUUUAUUGUCAAUUGCAAUUAGCUAAUGUCGUGUUUUGGUGUGAUUUUCCAGCAAUCCCUUGACAAAGAUGAGACAUCAUUUUGUUUCACCGCGUGCGCAUACGUCGCCACGUCUGGUGUCUAAUAUAAGGGACUCGGCUUAGAAACCGGGUUCCUUUGGCUAGGCCUGUCCUUUGGCUAGGCCUGUCUUUUGGCUGGGCCUAUCUCUUCCCUUGGCUCUUGGCCCUAUGGCUUUUGGAAGAUCUAGGGUGGUGUCGCACCCUGCUAGUUGAGAAGCCGUCUUCUCCACUUAAUUUUUGGACUCGAGGUGAAGUGUUUAUACGAUAAAACUGUGAGUUAAAAACUUAUAUUUACAUUAGUGACUGUGUUCCUUUGCUGGAAAGGAUAAACAAUAUUUAAGUCUGAAUUUCUUUUUAACGUGAACUUUCUACAUGGUAAAUUCUAUUAUUAAUAUGAAACCUGCAAUUCCUAUGUAGGAUUUUGUGUGUAUUACAGGCCCAAAUAUGCCUGAGAUGUACUUAAGUUAAAUUUAAUUAGUAAUAGUUACGGUACGUAAUUUAAAUGUUAAGUCUCGAGGCCGCAGCAGGUCUUAUUGUGAUGUAAAGUGAAUAAAAGUAUUUAGUAAAUAAAUUUGUAUUUUCAUUUGGAUAUGUCAUACGUUUGAUGAGUAUAGUAUCCUGGCGUCCUACUUUAAAUAUUUGGAUAUCUAUUCUCACUCCAUAGUGGCAGAAACCACGACCCUAUCUAUGCUCGUAGUUAGCCGUAAGCAUUUUUGAAUUUUUAAGUAGGUAGAUCUUGGGGGUUCUGGACCACUUACCCAGAGCUCACCCUCCCCUAUUACAGUGGCGUGCCCAACGUAUGGCCUAUGGAGUAUGACAUUUCCAAGUGAAACAUUUUAGAAAUAUUUUAGUAUUAAGGUUUUUAUAUGUAAAGGGAAUUGCAAGUUGUUGUUUGAAAGUGUUGUUUGUGUUGGAGGUUAAACUUAUAAAUUUAACCAACUUAUAAAUAAAGCUAUACUUUAUACGCUAAAUAAUUAGCUAUACUUAAAGAGAUUUUCUCAAUAUUUUAAAAUACUUUAAAAGGGUUAAAAUCUAAUAAAAUUUUAACUUAUCUUUAAAAUAUUAUAACUCUAUACUGACUUACUUCUGAUAUUACAUAUCAAUCUUGAAAAAUGGAUUUCAUAAAAGAUGGUUGUAAAAUCACCCAUUUACAUAAAGACGAAAUGUCACAUGAAUUAGCGAUUCGCAGACUUCCGGUUAAUCCCAUCUCACGUAGAUCCAGUCUGUGUCAAGCUUUGAAACAGACUGCAGAUUUAGCCAAAAAGGGUAGUCUGAAGUUCCAGGACUUGGUAAUAAGUAAUGAAGCUUCCGAAUUAGAACUCUGUCAGCAUAAGGUAGAGGAGAUAGAGAUAGAAGCAAAAGGAGAAUUAUCAGCAGCGGCGAUCGACAGGCUAUCCUCGCGUUGCAAAUAUUUAUUGUGUCGUAUUUCACGGUUGCCUCAGGAGACCGAAGCGGUACUUCUGUUGAAAACGUUAAUUACUUCUUUAUUGGAUCGGUUGAAUGAGCAAGGCUCUUCUGCGUCGUCUGGUUCGGAUGAUGACUUUCAAUCUCCUAACGAAUCUCGUAUUGUUAGGGAGAUUAUUUACAAAACGGAUAAGACUUUUAAUAUAAAUUCUUUAAAUUUGAAAUUUAAAGGUGACACUUGUGUUCGUACUUUCCUGUCUCGCCUCGAAGAGUUGCGAGAUGCUAGAAGAAUUUCUGAAAGCCGAAUAUAUAGAGGUUUUCCUGAGAUUCUCGAAGGUCCUGCGUUGUCGUGGUUCCGGUCGCAACGUACGAAACUUACUACUUAUAAAGAAGUCACCGCGGCUUUACAAGAUGAAUUUGAUAUACCUGAUUUGGAUCAUCAGUUGUUACAGGAAAUACGGGCUAGGACUCAAGCCAAGUCUGAAACUAUUGUUUAUUUCGUAUCGACCAUUCUAGGAAUGUAUGAGCGUCUAGCAAAAGAGGUUCCUGAACAAGAAAAGCUGGAUACUAUGAUGAGAAACAUUCGUCCGGAGUAUUCCAAAGAUUUAGCUUUACAUGACAUAGGAUCGAUUGAGCAGUUGAAGUCGUUGUGUAAGCGCAUCGAACUAGCUCAGGUUAAGGCUAAACAAUUUCGUGAACCGGUUUUAUCAAACCAGUCAAAUAAUUCUUCAUCAGAACAUCCACCAAAGAACGUUGAACCUAGGAAUAAGUCCUUCCAGUCUCGUUUUCCUAAUUCUUCCAGAAACUUUGUUGCUGCGGCAGCACAAAGCUCUUCUCAACUAAAAUGUUUUAGAUGUGGUAGGUCCAACCAUAACACUAAAGAGUGCAAGAGCUCUAGAGAUAUCGUUUGCUUUAAAUGUGGAGAAAAAGGGGUGAAAACUCCCGAAUGUGUCAAAUGUAACUCCAAGACAAAAAACUAAAUAAGGUCUUUUCUGCUAAUAAUAAAUGUCGAUCUUCUGCUCCCUAUCGCGCAGAAAAGACGAUUUUCUUUAAUCCUCCUAAGGGAGACAAUAGGGUAUAUGCGCUAUUGAAUAUACUUAACUUGAAUUUCAAGGCAUUGUUAGAUUGUGGUGCCAGUGUUAGUUUCCUGGGCCACAACAGCCAUUUAGUAUUCGCCACAGGUGGGAUUCCUAUUCAAAAACAUAUGAAACCUGUUAUGGUGAACGUAGCUGACGAUCAUCGAAUCGUAUCUACUGAAUAUAUGGUUUUACCAGUAAAUUAUAAAGGUCAAGUUAAACUUAUACACUUUAAUAUUCAACCGGAGAUUGCCACUCCAAUGGUACUUGGUUUAAACUUUUGGAGAGCCUAUGGAUUAGCUCCAGGCCUCAUUACUGAUAUAGAAAAAACUGAUUCUCAUUAUAUUGCUAGUCUUGACGCUUUACCGUCAGAGACAGGACUUACUACUUAUGACUCUUUAUCUUCUGAACAAAAGUCUCGACUUGAGGCUACUAAAUCUCUUUUUGAUCAAAUUGAUACUGAUAAGGUUGGUUUGGGAAAGACUCACUUAAUUGAACAUGUUAUAAAUACCGGAGAUACUCCUCCGAUAAAACAAAAAUAUUAUCGACUUAGUCCUUUUAAACAAGCUGCACUAGCUAAAGAGGUAGAUCGUAUGCUGAAAGAAGGAAUUGUCGAACCUUCUCAUUCCCCAUGGAAUUCUCCUGUCGUUAUGGUGGAAAAACCUAACGGAGACUUAAGACUUUGUUUAGAUAGUAGAAAAGUAAACGCAGUUUCAAAAUCUGAUGCGUAUCCCGUACCACAUGUUCAAUACAUACUGGAUAAUUUACGCGAUGCGAAAUUCCUUACCUCUCUUGAUUUGAGUGCGGCAUAUCAUCAGAUUCCUCUUAGUGAAGACUCCAAGGAGAAAACUAGUUUUACUGUACCAGGAAAAGGGUUAUUCCACUAUAAUAGAAUGUGUUUUGGUUUGGUAGGCGCUUCUGCGACUAUGCAACGUCUCAUGGAUAACCUCUUUACUUCACAUUUUGAUCACAAAGUCUUCUGUUAUAUUGAUGACAUAAUUAUUUGUACUUCCGACUUCGAUGAACACAUAAGAUUACUUAAAGCGGUUUUUGAUAAAUUAAAAUCAGCAAAUUUAACUAUUAAUAUGAAAAAGUCAUCCUUCUGUAGGAGUGAACUGAAAUAUCUAGGAUAUUUAGUUGAUAGAUACGGUCUGCGAACCGAUCCAUCUAAAAUUGAUGUAAUUUUAAAUUUUCCUACGCCUAAAGAUGCUAAGGAUAUUAAACGUUUUCUUGGAAUGUGCGGUUGGUACCGUCGUUUCAUUAAUAAUUUCGCAAA